Molecule: messenger RNA, 3533 nt
Organism: Colossoma macropomum (tambaqui)
Lineage: Eukaryota; Metazoa; Chordata; Actinopteri; Characiformes; Serrasalmidae
Gene: cdk5r1b
Product: cyclin-dependent kinase 5, regulatory subunit 1b (p35)
Exons: 2
Coding region: 501-1415 (304 amino acids)
Biological process (GO): positive regulation of cyclin-dependent protein serine/threonine kinase activity; brain development; activation of protein kinase activity
Cellular component (GO): cytoplasm; protein kinase 5 complex
Molecular function (GO): protein kinase binding; cyclin-dependent protein serine/threonine kinase activator activity
Source: RefSeq, a predicted model, not a curated record
UCAGUAUCAGCGCAGCGCAGCAGCGCGGGCACGCUCCUCUGCACAGCCGCGCGGAUCUUCCCCUGUUCUCUCUUUGUUUUUCUCCCAUCUUGGAUUAUUGUUUGAAGUUAUUUUCGCUUCAUUCUUAUCAUUCAUAUUAUUUGGAUCGCAUUCCUUGAUGUGGCUCCUCUCGUGUCACCUUGAUGCGCAGCGUAUCGGAGGAUACAGAGACACGGCCAUUACUGCGGCUCUGCUUUCCUCAUAGCCACAUCGUCGCGGGGGAAAGAAUACAGUCUUGCAGCAAUAGAAUUCUGGAUCAAGGAAGGAACUUGUUUGGCCUGCAUCCACACAGACAUUAUUCUACUUCAGGCUGAUCACUAAUUCAGAUUUUGAUGCUGAACUUACACUAAGCCUGGUUCUGGGUCUCCAAUUGUGGCAGCAGUGAGGCAGGACCCUCAACUCCAGGCACAUUCUGUAGUCAUCUCCUAACCUAGAGACUCUGCCCGUUCUCCUCUGGCACCAUGGGAACCGUCCUGUCUCUCUCUCCCAGCUACCGGAAGGCAGCCCUUUUUGAGGAUGGCCCAGCCACGGUGGGCCACUACACUGCUGUUCAAAACAGCAAGAACGCCAAAGACAAGAACAUGAAGCGUCACUCGCUCAUCAGUGUGUUACCAUGGAAAAGGAUAGUAGCUGUUUCGGCCAAGAAAAAGGGCUCUAAGAAGGUGCAGCCCAACACCACCUACCAGAACAAUGUCACCCAUCUGAACAAUGAGAACCUGAAGAAGUCACAGUCUUGUGCCAACCUGUCCACAUUCACUCAAGAGCAGUCAAGCCCAUCAAACCAAGGCUCCAAAAGCUCUAAUAAUGUGGCCUCCUCUGUCAAGAAAGCACCUCUCUCCAGCUCCAAUGUGGCACCUGGGACACCCAAGAGGGUGAUUGUCCAAGCCUCAACCAGUGAGCUCCUGCGCUGCCUGGGUGAAUUCCUGUGCCGGAGAUGCUACCGCCUCAAGCACCUUUCCCCCACUGACCCAGUGUUAUGGCUGCGCAGUGUAGACCGUUCCCUACUGCUGCAAGGCUGGCAAGACCAAGGCUUCAUCACUCCAGCCAAUGUGGUGUUUGUUUACAUGCUCUGUCGGGAUGUAGUCUCCUCAGAAGUGGCCACAGAACAUGAGCUGCAGGCAGUGCUUCUCACUUGCCUCUACUUGUCCUACUCCUACAUGGGCAAUGAAAUCUCUUACCCUCUCAAGCCAUUCCUUGUAGAAAGCUCUAAGGAGACCUUCUGGGACCGCUGCCUGUCCAUAAUCAACCUGAUGAGUGCCAAGAUGCUGCAGAUCAACUCAGAUCCCCACUAUUUCACCCAGGUCUUCGCAGACCUCAAGAACGAGAGCCAGAAGGAGGAGGAGAGGAGCCGCUUACUUAUUGGGCUGGACCGGUGAGGGAACGCUGAAGAGUGUUUUAGAGUGGAGCUGCAUCCUAGUCUGGCAUUCUUGAAUGGGUUUCUAAGUGACUGGACUGACAAAUCUCAACAGGCAAAAAUUUAAGUGGAAACUUCUGUAUUACGGGUGUUCAGUAAGUAUUAAAUUAUUACACAAAUUGACCCAUACACUCUUAAAAAUAAAGGUGUCAAAAAGGAGGUUUUUGGGAGCAAUGCUGGAGAAGAUCCACUUCUAGUUCCCUAAUGGAUGGUUCUUUAAAGAACCAUUUUUUGUAUAUGAGAUGCUUCUUAAUGUUUUAAGAAGCUCCACAUAAUGUAAAGGUUCUAUACCAAUUAACGGUGUCUCUUGAAACCAUUCAUCCAGGCCAAAAACCAUUAGGGAACCUUUAUUUUUUAGAGUAUAUGGUCAAGACUAUAAAUGAUGAUCAGUGCUGUUGGCUUGGCUUCCACUCGCAACAGAAAUGCCAGACCUGGAUGCACCAAAGAAGUCUCAAAUGGUAAAAAUCCCAAAUCACCGACAAAAAAAUAACAAGGUCACGAAUACGGAAAAACAAAACGACAAGAAAACAUCAGUAGGAACACCAAUUUACAGCUAUGAAUGUGGAGAGGCCUCCUGCUGCUGUCUAGCUAGCGAACUAACUACUGGAGAUACUGCACUGCCUUUUGAGGAUAGGCCUCUGUCGGACUCUGCUGACAAUAAGGACUGAGACUUUGAUUAAAAGGCAGAGGGCGUACACUCCUACACUGCGGCCAUGCUGUUGGAUGCUCACUGAAUGAUACGCACUUUGGCUAUAGUAGCAGUAUGUCUAAACAUGUGUGUCCACAAGAAGGACGAGGCGCACUCCAGUGAUGUCUGUAUAUAUAUGUAUAUUCAUGUAUGUCUGUAGAGAGUUCCUGGAUGCCACAAUUGGAUGAUUUUUGAGAAAGUGUCAUCACUGCACGGGGGCAGUUUAACAGAUUAAAGGUGUAACGCACACAGAAACGAAGGACCUACUUUAUUUUCAUCUACGGAUAGAAUUAAGCGGAUAUUAUACUCUCCUUGGGUGUGCACCUCUGGAGCUUUAUCCAUUGAUUUACCUGUUUCACACUCUUUUUUACUCGGACGUAUAACCGAAUGCAUGUGUGCCAUGCAAUUUGUAUGGUGUUUUGAAGGCAUAAAAUAUUUCAUUUACUUCUUUCCAUUGAAUUUUUAGAACCAACCGCAUUUGCAUUUAGGGAAUGCUAUUUAAAGAAUCUAGUUUAUUUAGCUAUGCUUGCUACAAUGAGCCAUGAUCUUACAAAGUAUCUUUAGUUGUUUUGUUGUCUUAAGUGUGUCACUGUCUAGUUUGAGCAAAAGUCCAUAGGAAAAAAGGCAAUGUAAUAAUAAUAACAAUGAUAAUAAUAAUAAUUAAGCUCAGUGUAAUUUUACAAAAACAGUGCCAUACAUUUGAUGAAAAUCAUGUAGGUCUAAGAAACACACCAAAGGAGGUUGCUCUUUGAAACAGUUCAUUAAUACCAAGAAUAUCUACUCCUAAUUUAUUGCUGUUUAUUUAUUCUCUUAGCACAUCCCUUGCAUUUUUUUCAAAUGUAGUGUUGUAUUGUACAAAUUCCUGCUACAAUGGCUACUUUCAUGUGUAGCAUUUAGACGUAGAUGAUUUGUGGUAAAUGUGAUUACCUUUGGUGGAAAUGAAGAUUGUAGUUGAUGCAAAUAUGCAUUUGAAGGAUUUGGCUAAGGAUAUUACAUCUGGGAGCUUAGUUGAAAAUCAAUUUCAAAUCUGAGCAUCGCCAAGGGUUCUUCAUCAGUAACACAAGGAAGAGACUGUUGGUUUUAGGCUAAGCUAGAAAUACCUGAGACCAUUCGCAUUCUGACCUACAGCAUAGGUCCAUUCUGGUUCUUAACUGCUGGGAUGUCCCACAUAUCAAUCUAAGAAAAGCAAUCAUUCACAGGCAGCCUGUUUCUGUCUUAAGUCAUUUCAUGUCACCGUGGAAAAUGACAGCCUGUGAGAGCGAUUACCAACAUAAGCCAAACAUUAAAGGAACAAGGUUCCCUGCAGUGGACUGGAUGAGAUGAGGUCGUGGGGUGAGUCUAUUCGACCUCUGUCCAGAUAAGCAGGAUUUUAGCUGGACAGGCCAUGCUUGG